UUGGAAUGUUUGUUGGAGCUUUGCCGGUUCUGUCUAGGCAGUAGGUGAUGUCCGUUUAGGUAGCUAAAUGUUUACCACUAGAACUAUUUAUACGUCGAAAUGAAAAGAGUACGCCAGAAAUAAACGGUUGUUUUAUACCGUUGUGAAGGCCUCCUUCAUCACCUAACUAGCUAAUGUUAUAAAUCUCAUUAGCUAGCCUUAUCAAUGUAGCUAGCUAGCCCAUUAGCGUUGCCAUAGUUAGCUUGCUAUGAAUAUACUUGCUAAUUUGCUAUGAAUUUGACAUGGGAUUCGCUAACUAGCUCCCUGCCUUGCUGACAUGAAUGGCAACUCGUUAGAUAACUAGCUGUAAAUUUUCUCAAGAUUAGGCCAUCUGAUGUCGUGAAAUCCAGGUAGCUAGCUAGGUUAGCUUUCUAGCUAGCAAGCUAGCUACCUAAUAUUGUUUUACAUUCUGUUUGACGUUGUUGUGCGACAGAUCGAUAUCAUUAGCUAGCUAGCCAGAUAGCUAACCGAUCGCUUGUAUUGAUUGUAGUUGGCCUAAAUUAUAUAGCAAGAGUAACUAACGAGGGAAUAAUCAUAUUCUGCCGGCUCACUUGAUCAUGGCUACACAGAAUAUGAGCUCCAGUAGAGAGACGCUCGUGUCCGGACACCCUUCUUGGGUUUGCAGUACAUCUGACAGCCAACUUGGCGGUAUCCUACAUUGUGUACGGUCUACCAACAGCAUGGUAGACCUUACACAGGUAUAUACGGAGACCUCAGUCGAGAGCGGCCUGGUGUACCUGGAGCGGGCGGUGGAGGCGUCGCCCUGCUCGAUCAGGCUGCAGUGCGCCCCCGGCUCCGGCGCACUCAUCGCCGGCCUGCUGGUGGUCAGCGAGGCUCGGACCAUGGAGGUGUACAUGGGGGCGGGGGAGUACUGCGGCACCUGCCGGGGCGAGAGAGAUCGCACACCUCCCCUCGAGAGUGCUGAUGAAAGCAUCUCCCUGUAUAAGAAAUACUUAAAGCUGGAGCCCCCGGCUGCCUCUUGUGACGUUAAGCUGCUCUCUCUGGGCGGGCGGGCGAGGGUGGGGCUCGGCGGGAUCGUGCUGAGCCUGCAGGACGACGGGACCGUGGGCCGCACCCCCGCCGCGGGGCCGGGCAUCGACCUCCACCGCGUGCAGUCCAUGGUGGAGUCCAUGGGCACCACCCUCUCGCCAGGGGCACAGAACCUCAUGGACAUGGUGCAGUUUCAGCAGAAGAAUAAAACCGACGCCCUGAGUGGGUUCUUGCCCCUCCUCCUGGGCGGUGGGCCUCUGGCCGCGCUGGCAAAAGCAGGGAUGGAGUCCAGAGCAGCGGCAGAUGCUGAACCUACGGCCACAGCAAGUCACAAGCACACGGACACACCGCCUGGCCAAGCGAGCCAGCCAGAAAGCACGGUCCCUGAAGCCCUUACAGGGCCACAAACACAGCCUGAACCGUCCCAUCCCCCAGAAGUCCAUAAUGACCGCAAGCUGACCGACGCGGUGUCGUCAUUACUGAACGGUCAUCCCCGGCGAGCGCCGUGCGGCUUCGGUCCAGACCUGCUCCCGGUGCUGCAGAGCGUGUGCGGUCAGGUGGCGCAGCUCCGCGUCGAGGAAGGCCCACCUGGAACCACGGCGUCGGCAACAGCACCAAAGGAGCACUCCUGCUGCGAAGCCCUGGAGGGGGUGCUGGAGAGGCGGCUGGAGGAGAUGGAGCUGAGGCUGAAGCGGCACAUCGACCGGCGCCUGGAUGCCCUGCAGCACAACCUGGAGCGGGCCCUCCUGGCAGCCCUGCCCCUGGCACACGUCACCCAGGGCGUCAAGACCAGUCCCCCCGACUGGCACGCCGCAGCGGGCCUUCUGAACGGAGACUCCUGAUCCGGGCUCCAUGCUGGAACAGGGCUGGCCCGGAGUCGUCCCGGACCUCCCCAGCUCGCCCGUAGACUUAGACCGACUGUGUGUCUCCAUUCCUCAUGUACUGUAUUACUGGAAUGGGAAGAGAUUCAGAAGGUGGUCGAAGACCCUCCCAUUGGUUCUCCUCAAACACGGUUUUGAUACUCUGUGAGCCUAGGCUGUCUUUUACAUACAUCCUAUGCAAAUAAUGCGAAUCUCUGUGCUUGGCUGGUUAUUGGAGUAAGUGUCUGCUCUUAAAAACACGACCGUUAAGCUGCUGAUCAUGAGUCUCUGACUGUCAAAUCUUUUUUGUUUUUUUUUUUCUCUCUCAACGUUUGUUUCAAACAGUUACAUAAUUGGCAUGAUUGAAUCUGUCAUUGUCCUCAGGUGGUUUGGGUUUUGUUCUGUUUAUGCAUUAAUGCAAAGCAAAAGUUAAUAAAUCCCACUCAUACCUGAGGCCAGGAUUUUAAGAAUGGUUUGACCUUUGCUGCCAUUUUAAUUGAAUAUAAUGCAGUAAUUCAAAUAUAAGCUUGAUUUUACCUAACCCUUAACCUUGGGUACUUAUUCCAUGCAAAAGAAUAAGUUAUUCUUGCAAACAAUCACCCUCAUCUUUUUUCUUCAUCAUACAAACAUAAAUG
Molecule: messenger RNA, 2524 nt
Organism: Megalops cyprinoides (Indo-Pacific tarpon)
Lineage: Eukaryota; Metazoa; Chordata; Actinopteri; Elopiformes; Megalopidae
Gene: c1h10orf88
Product: chromosome 1 C10orf88 homolog
Exons: 6
Coding region: 597-1871 (424 amino acids)
Source: RefSeq, a predicted model, not a curated record